Molecule: messenger RNA, 3826 nt
Organism: Clunio marinus
Lineage: Eukaryota; Metazoa; Arthropoda; Insecta; Diptera; Chironomidae
Source: the annotation of a GenBank genome assembly
AUGCGACCUACAACAACAAGGGCGAUUUUUAGCGAAGAACAAAGGGAUACUAGCAUAGAAUUAGCAUUUAAAUAUGCUGUAUACAAAAUUAACAAGGAUCGAAGUAUAUUGCCGAAAACCACUUUAGUUUACGAUAUACAAUACGUACCGGACUCGACUGACUCAUUUAGAACGUCGAAGAAGGUUUGCAAGCAAAUCGAGAAUGGCGUCACAGCGAUUUUUGGACCCCCAUCAGAUCCGCUGCUUUCGCCACACAUCCAAUCGAUUUGUGAAGCUUUAGAUAUACCUCAUUUAGAGACUCGAUUUGAUAUUGACACUGGUGCUAAAGAAUUCUCCAUUAAUCUCUACCCACAACAGCAGAAGCUCAAUGAAGCGAUUCUCGAGACUGUGAAGUAUUUGAAUUGGACUCGUUACGCGAUAAUUUACGAAGGCGUUUUCAAACAACAGGAUCUUAUGAAGUCUUCAGAGCGCGGAAUGGAAGUUUACAUUCGACAAGCUCUUCCUGAAACAUAUCGACUCGUUUUGAGAGAAAUUAGACAAAAAGAAAUUUACAAGUUGAUCAUCGACACGAGUCCACAAAAUAUAAAUAAAUUUUUCCGGACGAUCCUUCAGCUUCAAAUGAAUGAUUUCCGGUAUCAUUAUAUGUUUACUACAUUUGACAUUGAGACAUUUGAUUUGGAAGAUUUUAAGUACAAUAGUGUUAAUAUAACAGCUUUUCGUCUUGUUGAUGUCGAGAGUCCAAAAGUGAUGGACAUCAUGGAAAAGAUGAAAAAGUUUCAACCGAAUGCUAAGGAUGCGUCAAAUGGAACUUCAGUCAUUAUGAGUGAUUCAGCUCUCAUGUUUGAUGCUGUCACAGUUUAUGCUCAUGGCUUGUCAGAGUUAGAUAGUGGACAUAAAUUAAAAUUAGUGAAUUUAUCAUGCGAUUCAGAGAUACCAUGGAACGAUGGACUUUCUCUCUUCAACUAUAUAGAUUCCGUCAGUUUAACGGGGUUAACAGGAAAGAUUGAAUUUAAUGAAGGGAAGCGAGUAAACUUUAAGUUAGAUUUAUUGAAAUUGAAACGGGAAGAGCUUCUAAAAGUGGGUCAAUGGACGUCGGAAAAUGGACUUGAGAUCAAAGACCCAAAUGCAUUCUACGAGUCGAACAACACGCGCAUCACAUUAACUGUAAUGACACGUGAGGAGAAACCGUAUUUGAUGUUAAAAGAAGGAAACUUCACAGGAAACGAUAGAUUUGAAGGCUUUUGCAUAGAUUUAUUGAAAGGAAUUGGACAACAAGUUGGUUUUCAAUAUACAAUUCGAUUAGUUCCGGACAACAUGUAUGGCGUUUACAAUCCCGAAACAAAAUCAUGGAAUGGCAUUGGUAAGAGAAAAACAAUUUCCAACAAACAAAAAGCACUUAAUUUUUGUUAUUUACUCACAACAACAGUUCGUGAGUUGAUUGAAAGGCGAUCGGACUUGGCUGUCGCAUCAAUGACAAUAAACUACGCUCGAGAGAAUGUUAUCGACUUCACAAAACCUUUCAUGAAUCUCGGAAUUGGAAUUUUAUUCAAGGUUCCAACAUCACAACCAACGAGACUCUUCAGUUUUAUGAAUCCUUUGGCAAUAGAAAUUUGGCUCUACGUUUUAGCCGCAUACACACUCGUAUCCUUCACAUUGUUCGUCAUGGCGCGAUUCUCACCAUACGAAUGGGCGAAAAACUUUUGCCAUCAAGAGCAAGUUGUUGAGAAUCAAUUCAGUGUAUCAAAUAGACAAUCAAGUGGCUUGAAUCCAAAGGCGACAAGCACACGAAUUGUGGGCGGCAUCUGGUGGUUUUUCACCCUCAUAAUUAUUUCAAGUUACACAGCAAACUUGGCUGCUUUCUUGACUGUUGAAAGGAUGAUAACGCCUAUCGAGAAUGCCGCAGAUUUAGCAGAUCAACAAGACAUCUCUUAUGGAACCCUUGAAGGUGGAUCAACGAUGACAUUCUUUCGUAGUAAAAAGCCAUCUGUGUUUGUAGCAACAUAUGAAGAUGGAAUAAAGCGAGUUCUUGAAGGAGAUUACGCUUUUCUCAUGGAAAGUACGAUGCUUGAUUUCGCGGUCCAAAGGGAUUGCAAUCUCACACAAAUUGGAGGUUACGGCAUCGCGACUCCCAAAGGAAGCAUAUGGCGCGAUAGAAUUUCUUUAGCAAUUCUUGAACUGCAGGAGAAAGGAACGAUUCAAAUUCUUUACGACAAAUGGUGGAAGAAUACUGGUGAGAUUUGUAGUCGUGAUGAGAAGAACAAAGAAUCGAAAGCAAAUGCUUUGGGUGUCGAGAAUAUUGGUGGAGUGUUUGUGGUUUUGCUAUGUGGUUUGGCGUUUGCAAUUCUCGUUGCGAUAUUAGAAUUCUGUUGGAAUUCAAAGAAAAACGCUCAAAAUGAUCGACAAUCGUUAUGUUCGGAAAUGGCAGAAGAACUAAGAUUUGCUGUCAGAUGCCAUGGAUCUCGUCAACGUCCAGCCCUUAAGCGUAAUUGUACGAAGUGUAGUCCGGGAGCGCACACGUACGUUCCAUCGACUUUCAACCUUCCACCACCUCAUCACUACGGGCGAAUUCCGUCUCCAAGUCCUGGAUCAGGAUCGUCCGCCAUUGUGACACCGGUUGUAUCAUCAACUACAAUAGCAACAGCAACGGCGGCAGCUGGGGCUAUUAAUAAUCAUAACUCGAAUUUCGUAUUUACAUCCCCUUUACACACCCACCAUAAUUCAUUACAUCGAUUGAAGAAUGGCGAACGAAUGAUUUUGUUCCGAAACAACUCCUUGAAGCGAAGCUUUAAGAAAAUAAAUAAUGAGGUUUUGUAUACAAAUCCACAUCACUGCACCAUCGAAUUAAAAACAAAAGCGUCAUCAUGCUUACAUUUAUUCAACAAAUCACCGCCGGUAACGUUAACAACAUUCAGCCGUGGCAACCAUUCGAAUGGUGAUGACCAACAGAAGAAUAACGAAAUUUUGUGGCGUUAUCAAUAUGAUAUUAGUAAAGCUAAGACAUCACAUUCGCAAUGUAACUUGAAUAAUAUUCAUUGUCAUAAUUACAAUGCCAAUAACAUGAUAAUGACAGAAACGAAAUUUAAUAAUUCUUUAGAGAAUAAAACGAUCUUGUAAUGCCACUUACUUUUCAUUUUUCCUUUCUCCCCUUAGUCCUAUCCAUCUGCGAUCUGUCUAUCUAUCUUUUCACGGUCGAAAUGUCGAGAAGGGAAAAGAAAAAAAAUUCUCAAAACAUAAAUCGAUUUAUUUAUGAUGAUUUGUGGAUUUUUCCUUUUCUCUUCACUACAUGCUCUUUUUUUUUUCUUCUUUCUCAUUUUUCGUUUUCAUUUCCUUUGAAUAACUUUCUUGAAUCUUCUCAAUCAUUAUCCAUCUUGAAAGAUGAUUAUCUUCAUUCUUACUGAUGUAUUUACGUUUAAUGUUAGCAUCUUUUCCAACGAAUAUCAUUUAGAAGACGAUUCACGUGAAAUUGUGGCAUCUGUUUGAUUUUACUGAGAAGAAAUUGCUUUCCUCAUCAAUGGUUUCAUCAUUAAAGGCAUGAAAGAAAAUAUCUAGUUAGUCAAAGUCAUAAAUUUUCCUCGGAAAAAGGAUAUGUCGAAAAAGGUGCUGAAUCAAACUAUCUUAAACUAUAUUUACUUCAUCCUAAAUUGAUGAAGAACAUUUUGUUAAUGAAAUUAAUAAAAGAGUAUUAAGUAUAAAAUGAUGAUGAUGACCAUUUCGUGUUUUAUUAAAUGUAAUCAAAAGAAAAACUUAUUAAAGUGAGAGAAAACAAAAUUUUACUAAUUGGCCAAAGAGAAAAGAAAAAAAAUGAAAACAUUUUUUAAAGUGUACC